Molecule: messenger RNA, 3988 nt
Organism: Haliotis rufescens (red abalone)
Lineage: Eukaryota; Metazoa; Mollusca; Gastropoda; Lepetellida; Haliotidae
Product: RNA polymerase II subunit A C-terminal domain phosphatase-like
Exons: 6
Coding region: 75-2933 (952 amino acids)
Cellular component (GO): nucleus
Molecular function (GO): RNA polymerase II CTD heptapeptide repeat phosphatase activity
Source: RefSeq, a predicted model, not a curated record
CCCACUGUCAAAAAAGAGUCUUAUUUGUAAAUUAUUCGCUGCUGCGUUGCUGUUACUGCGAUCCUUCACUCAACAUGGAGGACGAUCCAGAAGCUGAGGUUAGAAAAGUCGUCGUUCCUGGCAAAUUUCCCAUUAAAGUAACAAAAUGGAAAGUCAGGAAGGGGACGAGUAUUUCAAGGGGUGUGGUGCUUGCACUGUACGAUGUACUGAAUCCGCAGUCAACGCAGAAAAAUGUGAAAUUGAAGUCUUCCGAUGGCGGUAUUGUUCAAUCCGUGGAAGUGGAAGAAGGAGAAGAAAUUAACCCUGGGUCCUUGUUGCUGACGUUUGGCAACUCGUCAGUAGAGCCGUGCAGCCAUCCAACAGUCAUGAAGGACAUGUGUGCCAUGUGUGGAGCUGACUUGAGGAGUGAACUUGGCCUGGCGGGUGAAAGAAAGGAAACUGUGACAGCUUCAGUGGCAAUGGUGCACAGCAUACCCGAGCUCAUUAUUAGCGAACAGCAAGCCCUGGAACUAGGUCAGGAGGAUGAGAACCGUCUCCUCAAGACCCGCAAACUGGUUCUGCUGGUGGAUCUUGAUCAAACACUCAUACACACCACCAAUGAUAACAUCCCGGCCAACCUCAAGGGUGUCAGUCACUUCCAACUUUGGCAUGGUCGCAACUUGCUGUGGUAUCACACACGGUUCCGACCACACACCAGGGAGUUCCUGGAGAAGAUCUCCAAGAUGUAUGAGCUCCACAUCUGCACAUUCGGUGUGAGAAUGUACGCACACACCAUCGCCCGCCUCCUCGACCCAGACGAGAGGUUUUUCUCCCACAGAAUUCUCUCUAGGGACGAGUGCUUCAAUGCUAUGUCCAAAACUGCCAACCUCAAAGCCCUGUUUCCAUGCGGGGAUUCGAUGGUGUGCAUCAUUGAUGAUCGGGAGGAUGUGUGGAACUUCUCGCCAAACCUCAUACAUGUGAAGCCUUACAGAUUUUUCCAAGGAACUGCUGAUAUUAAUGCGCCACUAGGACUCACCAAGACUGAGAAUGAUGGCAUUCCUAUAACCCACAGAGUUCGGAGGGCCUCUGAUUCUCAGGAUGAGCAAAAGGCAAAGACUGAAGCUGUAGAGGGUGAAAGUGCUGAUGUUGAGAUGAAAGAAGUAACCAGCAAUGAGACCAGCAGUGCGAUACAGAUUAAUGGAACUGUCCCGGAGAAGUCUCAAACAGAGGGUAAAUCUGACACAAAUGACAAUACACCUGAGGCAGUGUGUCAGGAGAAAAGCAGUGAACAGAAAGGCCCUGAACCUUUGGCAUCAGCAGUAGUGGACUCCAAAGAAAACGCCAAAUCACUCAAUGAUGAUUCUACUGAGACCACAGUAAAACACACAUCACUUGAUGCUUCUGAGACCACAGUUAAACCCAUAUCAGUUGAUCAGGAUGCCACCGACUCCACAGUAAAACUCAUGUCACUCAAAGAUGUUGCAACUGAUCCCACUAUAAAAGCCAAAGUACCAAGUGAUGAUGCUACUGACCCCACUAUAAAAGCCAAAGUACCAAGUGAUGAUGCUACUGACCCCACAAAAAAAGCCAUAGUACCAAAUGAUGACUCAACUGACUCCACCGUAAAACCAGAUUCACCUGGAUGUAAAAGUGCCACGGCUGAUAAUACAGAAGUUGGCAAGGAGACCCAUGGAGAUGGACUCUCUGAUUCUGGUGAUGCAAAAUCAAGCGAGAAAGAAUGUACGAGGAGUGUUAGCUUUAAGGUUGAUGAUGAGGAAGAGAUAGAGUGGGACGACGAAGAUGAUUACCUGUAUCAUUUGGAGGAGGUCCUCACUAGAAUUCACACAGCUUUCUAUGACUUGUAUGAUCAGACAAAGAAUAAAGUGUCUGAUUCAAAGCUUCCAAAUCUCAAAGAUAUUAUUCCCUAUGUAAAACGGAAGGUGCUAAAAGGUUGCAGCAUUGUGUUUAGUGGUGUUGUCCCUCUUAAUAUGCAGCCUGAGAGGAGUCGGGCAUAUCUUGUUGCCCGUGCCAUGGGAGCAAACAUACAGACUUCAAUUGUUGCCAGAAAUGGAGAUAAGAAAUCUGAAGGAACAACUCAUUUAGUGGCAGCAAAGCCAGGAACAGCAAAGGUGAAUGCAGCUUAUAAGGUGAAAGGUGUGAAAAUUGUGAAUGUGAACUGGCUAUGGUCAUGUGCUGAACGAUGGGAGCGAGUGGAAGAAAAGCUGUUCCCUCUUGAAGAACCUACAGCCACAAGUUCUGGUCCGUGGAGUUCUCGUGAUGAUAGACAAUCUGAUCCUACUACCUCGAACCCAAAUAAGCGGAAAUCAGAAGAUAUGAAUGAAGACUUGGAGUCAUCUGGUAAUGCAGAAGUAAGAAAAAAAAAGUCCAAGAAGGCCAGAUUAAAAGACGGCGACGUAGAUGCUGUGUUUGGUCCAGGGACGAGUGGUGGUGGUGCUGUGGCAGGACCUUCAACAGGAACUGGGGGAACACGGAGGAGAGGCAACAAAGACAACACCCCUUUUUCUUCCUCCUAUAACCCUCUGUUAUCAUUCUCAGAUGAAGACAUUGAAUUCAUGGACAAAGAGGUGGAGGAGACUAUGGAAGAGGAUGGUAGUGACUCGGAGGAAGAGGAUGAAGAAGACCGGGAAGAAAGGCUGCGAAAGUCAGUUCUUGGAGAUGUUUCUGAUUCCAGUAGUGAGGAGAGUCUUGCAGGCGACUUCCCCCGCGGUUGGAACAUCCGGAAGCGUUCUCCAUCAGGGGACAGUGAUGAAGAGAAGAAGAACAAGCCUGUGGAUGAAGUCCCUGAGUCUGAUACAGAGUUAGAAAGUUAUGAGAAGACUGUUGAAGCUUUUUCUCCUGAAAAGGAUAUGUCAAGUGAAUCUGGAGAGUCCAUUGGAUCUGUGGAUGAUGAGAUCGCUGAUGCUGUAGAGAAGGAAUUCCUCUCCUUGUUAUGACUCGUUUCAACUCCAUCUGACUUCCAUGCUGCCACAGGAGGGUUGAUGCUCAAACAAUUUUGUCAUUAAUAACUUUUUGACAGGACAAGAAUGUGAAUGGCACAAAAAUUGAAUAUAUAUAUAUAUUUGUAUUUUUUACUGUAAAUGUGACUGCGUUGAGUUCUAAGAACUUUGAAUGUGGGUUGCCCAGUGACAAAUGCUUGACUUGUCACACCACAAACUGGAUUUGUUUCCCUACAUUGGUAGAAUGUGUGGAGCCUGUCCUUGAUGUUGCCCAGAGGGAUGAGGCUGGCUCAUUGCUAAAAGCCGUGAAAAAAUUGUACUCACACACAUCAUGAUGAUCAAACGGAUGAAAAGUGUUUACUUCAUGUUUCAUUUUGGUAAUUUGGUUUCAUACAAUCUGCCAUGAUCAUACAGAUUGUAAAAUGAUGUAUAAUUACAUUCAACAUUAGUUGUGGUUUAUCCACAAACCAAUACUCUCAGCAGGUAGAACAAACCCUGUUACCCUGUUAAUCAUCUGCAGGAUUCACUUUGGUUGAGAGGUUUGAGAUGUCCCAAAACACGACUUACGGGAUCGGGUAGUGACUUGGUUGAUGCAUGUCAUCGUAUCCCAAUUGCGUGGAUCGAUGCUCAUGAUAUUAAUCACUGGAUUGUCUGGUCCAGACUCGAUUAUUUACAGACAGCCGUCAUAUAGCUGGAAUAUUGCUGAGUGGGGCGUUAAACAACAACCAAACAAACUGUGGUCAGUACAGAAAGGUGUUCUUCCCUUCAUCAUGUUCUUGUUGAACUGUCGAUGACAGUAAUGUCUGUCUACAAGCACCUGUUGUCGUGUUAAAUCAUCAACUAGUAGAUGCCUGCUAGCUUGUAGUGUCUGGAAUAGGUGAACUUCUGUUCUGUGUCCACAGGAAAGAAAACAAGUCUGAUUAUUGGCUUCAUGGCUAUGCCAUUUUAUACUCCCCAUUAAGCACUACUAGCUGUCUGGGUAUGCCAUCACUGUCCCCAUUAAGCACUACUAGCUGUCUGGGUAUGCCACUAUAUACUCCCCAUUAAGCACU